Molecule: messenger RNA, 1421 nt
Organism: Hevea brasiliensis (rubber tree)
Lineage: Eukaryota; Viridiplantae; Streptophyta; Magnoliopsida; Malpighiales; Euphorbiaceae
Product: MYB-like transcription factor ODO1
Exons: 2
Coding region: 162-995 (277 amino acids)
Source: RefSeq, a predicted model, not a curated record
UGCAUAUUAUUUUAGGGUACACCAAAGUUGAGGACUUUAUAUAAAUGUGGGUGUGGGGCUGUUGAGUCUUUACAAGGAGUGUUGGUGAGACUUUUUAGCAUUAGUGGAACUUGUUCAUAGCUAGUGGUCUUGUUUCCCUCUAGUUAGUGUAUGUGUGUGAUAUGGGCAGGCAACCUUGCUGUGAUAAACUUGGGGUCAAGAAAGGGCCAUGGACAGCUGAGGAAGACAAGAAACUGAUCAACUUCAUUCUCACCAAUGGCCAGUGCUGUUGGAGAGCUGUUCCUAAGCUUGCCGGACUCCGGCGAUGUGGUAAGAGCUGUCGUCUUCGUUGGACUAAUUAUCUUCGCCCUGACUUGAAGAGAGGCCUUCUCAAUGAAGCUGAAGAGCAAUUGGUCAUUGAUCUUCAUGCUCGUCUUGGCAAUAGGUGGUCCAAGAUUGCUGCUAGGUUGCCCGGAAGGACAGACAACGAGAUCAAGAAUCACUGGAAUACCCACAUCAAGAAAAAGCUUCUUAAGAUGGGGAUUGAUCCUGUUACACAUGAACCCUUCCAUAAAGAAGCCAAGACCGAGGAAAGUUCAUCUAUAUCCCAGACUGAUAAUCUUUUGCCGGAAUCUGGCAACAACAACAACAACAACAGUAGUAUGCAAGAAAAUGAUGGCAUCGCUAACUCGGAGGAAAAUUCAAGCUCACCGCAGGAAAAUUGUUGUAGUGAUGAAUCGAUUUUGUUAAAUAGUAUUUGCAACGACGAAACGUUAUUGAAUAGCUUGUGGAUAGAUGAGCCUCCUCUAGUUGACGCAUCAUGGAACAAUAAUAAUCCACCUGCAACGGAAAAUACUAAUAAUGGAGAAAUGGGUUAUCCAUAUCCAUCCUGGGAAGAUAAUUGCACAUGGUUAUUGGAUUGUCAAGAUUUCGGAGUCCAAGAUUUUGGGUUUGAUAGCUUCGACAACCUGGAAUUUAAGUCGCUGAACGCAUUAGAGAUGGAAGACAAGCACUAGAACAUACGUAUGGUACGUAGUGAGAAAACUUUUAAGGUUCAAAUGCAAGGGAAAAAAAGAAGAAAAUGGUACAGUAAGAAACAAAGUAUCAUCAUGCAUGUGCAGCUGAAGUUAGGUUCUAAAAGUGCUGAAUUUUAUCAAUUAUGCAUCAGAUUACUGUUGGAAGGGUCGAAGAAAAAGCUGUCUUCUUUAGAGGUUUCUCACCAACCAAGUCAAAAACAGUGAAAAAAAAUAUCAUUAAAUUACAUUAUUCUUCUUGGUCCUUUAUACCAAAGUUGUAAUCUUAUGUGUAAGAGAUAGGGACACGUUUGGACUAUUGUCUAAAAAGAAAAUGCUAGUGGGCUUUUCAGAAAAUUGUAACGUUCGUAUAUAAAUGUUGUAUGAUAUUGCAAAUAAUGAAGUGGAUAAAAUUAUAUUAUUUGUGUA